This is a messenger RNA of Microplitis demolitor, 6102 nucleotides long. It is a transcript of the gene mtd, whose product is annotated as TLD domain-containing protein 2. Gene Ontology annotation, biological process: response to oxidative stress. Gene Ontology annotation, cellular component: nucleus. The transcript has 16 exons. Bases 1204 to 4758 code for a protein of 1184 amino acids. NCBI's taxonomy places the organism in Eukaryota, Metazoa, Arthropoda, Insecta, Hymenoptera, Braconidae. The record is from RefSeq and is a predicted model, not a curated record.
CUCGCGCUUAGUACCGCUGUAUUUUAUGCUCGAACCACCACACGGAGAACGUUUUGUACGUUAUACCAUACUAUAUACUAUAUACUGUUCGUUUUUCAUUGCGCGACAUAACAUCGCCUGGAGCAAUUGAGUUACAGAAACAACUAAUUCUUAGUCUAUUCAAAAUUACACUUAAAAAUUAUUAUUACAAAGAAUUUCAUUGUAAAAAUGAAUAUAUUCAAUGAAAUAUGAGUGUUCGUGGUUAUUUAUGAACGGGUAUAUUUAUUAGUGAUAUAAAAAUGAUUGAUCGGAGUAAAUUUCUCGAGCCAAGUGUUGGAAAUUCAUUUAGUGAAAUUAUUUCACGUACUGAGUUGCUAAGAAACCGGUAGAGAAACGAGACCAUUAUCAUUAACGUGUCUAUAUUUAUAUAUUUAUAUUAAUUAAUAUAAUAAAGCUUCUAGAUUGUUCGACUAAAUCCAAUAAAAUUUAAAUAAAGAGUAAUUUAUAUAAAUAAACAAAAUUUAAAAUAAUUAUUUAAUGAUUAAAGUACGACGAAGAAUUUCGUGAUGAUUUAGAUCCGGUUGUGAAGAAAAAAACAUUGGCCUUUUCAAGGCCGACUACAUUGGCUAUCGUCUGUUCACCUCGGAAUACAGAGACCAAGACACCACGAACAUCUUCGAUGACUCGUUGUCAUAAUAUUUAAAUCUACCGCCUUUUACAUUAUUUUUAUGACGAAAAUUACGGAGUUAUUAUCGGUGGGAAAAAAUAUAAAAGUACUAAAUAGGGAAGUAAAGUGUAAAUUAAGUAUCUCCGGGUCGGGAACGAGCAAUCGCGGGCCAACGCACUCGACCUAGCGGUGUGCAAAGUGAAAAGGCGGUCGUAGAGGCCGCGGCUUUCACCGAAGGAUUUAACGCCGCUUGCUUGGAUUCUAUAUGUACACUGUAACUAUUUCCAGUGGCCUCCAGUUCACUUACACGGCACAUAACAGCCUCUGUUGGAGUUUUUUUGCGAUUAAAAUAACCGAUAUGACAUGAAAAUUUUGUAAUAUUUUUUUUUGUGGUAACUGAUAAGGUGCGCGAGUGGCUUCGAAUAUUAUUAUUAUUAAAAAAACUCAUAAGAGAAAUCGGAGUAAUGAUUUAAAAAAUAAUGGAGUCGAUCAAUGAAAAAAAUUGAAAAAAUUUGAAUUUUCUUGAAAUAAAAAAAUAAAUAAAAGUGAAAAAUAGCAUGGAAAUGUUCAUAACAGAAUCACCAAAUGGACCGGCGGUCUCUAAAUUCGCCUCCACAAAUUCAAUACCCUUAAGCUUAGAAGAGGCAAGCGUACCAGUAACCCCUGGUAUUUUACGAGAUGGUAAAGCGCGACGUCACAGUGUCCUGGAGGACUUAAAAGCACGUCGUGACAGUUUAUUCCAACGUGCAAGGCGUGCCAGUAUCUUUGAGGAGAAGGAUAAAUACAAAGACAAAGAGAAAAAUAAAGAGAAAGAUAAAGACAAAGACAAAGAUAAAGACAAAGAAAAUAAAGAUAAGCGUCGCAGUAGCGAGGGCGCCAGACGUGGUUCGGUAUUCUACGUUUCUGACGACCUUCUUGAGGAGAACCAAGAAGUUUUAGCAAAUGAGAAUGUUAUUAGAGAACGUGAGGCCAAAAAGGGACGACGAAAAUCCUGGCAUCCUUUGGUGAAAACGCCAAAAUCUGACCGCAAGCGCAAGAAAGGCCUGUCUGGGAUAUCUUCAGAAGCUGGUAGCGCAGAAGCCCUCUACACUGGCAGACAGAAACGACUGUCAUGGUGGAAUAUCUUUGUACCGGACUCGGUAUCCAGGUCACGUCGCAUGUCGCAGCAAGAUGUUACACUGACAAGAUCUACGGAAAAUCUGGCGACGUCCUUCUUUCGGAGUAAGAGCCGUAGUGUGGACCAUGGAUUCACGACACCAUACGACUUGGAAUCACUUCGCAGCAAAGUUGAGAGUCGUUUUGAAUCUGUGGAUAAACUAUCCAGAGAUUCAGACAGCGAGAGCAAAGAUGGAUCUAGUUCGCAUGAAAAGAAACAUGUUAAACUUACACAGCCAGAAAAUACUGUUGCUUAUACGGUGGGUAACAGAGAUACGCUGACAUCAGUGGCAGCAAGAUUUGAUACAACGCCAUCUGAAUUGAGCAAACUAAACCGACUUGGCAGUACCUUUGUAUACCCGGGCCAGCAGCUCUGGGUUCCGAUAAAAGGAGAAGCACGUCUUGGUGGCGAUGGAACGGCCCUGGAUGCCCCGAGUCCAGAUCCCGGUCACGAUCAUGAUUCUCAAGAUGAUUUGCCACCGGAAGAAAAAGAAUUAUUGGAUAACUUACGGCCUGUUUCUCCAAAACCAGGUCAUAUGGAACGAGUUAAAACCCCACUUGACAGUGGUAAUGCAGCAGCUAUGGACGAGGAUGAGCCAGCCUACAGAGAGAGAUUUUUGAAGAUCAACGUUCGUCAUAUCACCGAUGGACAGGGUGUAGUCGGAGGUGUUUUAUUGGUCACUCCAAACGCCGUAAUGUUUGAUCCCAAUGUGUCUGACCCGCUGGUCAUUGAACACGGAGCCGAGUCUUACGGUGUGAUAGCGCCAAUGGAGUUUGUAGUUAACGCAGCGAUUUAUUAUGACAUUGCCCACAUGCGGGUUAGUCAUACAGAUACCAUGAGUACAGACAAGAAACCAGAAAUUUACUACAUGAAGAAACCCGAGAGAAGUGACGCCCGGAAAUGUUUAUCGCCUGGCAAAGACGAUAACUUCUCCGAACUUGCUGGCGAUGACAACGAAAGUGUCUGUAGCUGCGCUGAAAGAGAAGGUGACGCGUUUCCAAAGGCUUUUGAACGAGACCUCGUCACUCCUACAAAUUUACAAAUUGAGGAAGGAGCGACUGCUAAAGACAAAGAUAAGGAUAAAGAUAAAGAUAAAGAAAAUAAAGAUACAGAUAAGGAUAAAUUGGAUGAAAACGUUGAUAAGGAACUUGGUGUCGGGCAAGCGAGCAGGACACUCGAGGAACGCAGGCGUUCUAUGCUGGAUCACCAUUGGGCCGUUCCCAGCAAAGACAGAUGCUCAUUUUCCGUCGACGAUGAGCAACAAGAUUCCAUUAAUUCCGACAAAAGUCAACCGGAGCCAGCAAAGCCGAAUGCCGUUCCCGAGGGUGAAGACGGAUCUCUAGUCAAACUGUCGUGCUAUGAUUCUGGUAUCGACAUUCGUGAACCUAAUCCCCCACUUCCCGUAGUGCAACCUAUCCCAUCAAAAAAAAAAUAUUCGGACGCGGACAUAGUUUUAUCUACAGAUUGGGUGCCACCGAUAACGAUCGCCCCUACCAAUGUCUCAUCCGGGAGUGCUCUGGACGUCCUGUCGGUAGUAAAUGGUGGCGGCAGAAAGAAGGCCAGUUCUGUAUCCUUCAGCUUGGACAGCAACGCCGAGGAGCCGGAGAAAGAUGAGGAACACAAAGACGAGGACAAACAAGAGACUCGUAGAAACAAAAUGUUGAAGAGGCUGUCGUACCCAUUGUCCUGGAUGGAGGGUCUCACUGGUGACAGCAAAGACGAAGACACCAGUAAACCCGCGUCUGAAAAAGUACCCAGCCUUCCUAACAGCGCCGACAGUCAUCACUCAUCGGUAUUCAGUAAAGUAUUCUCAAGGCGUUCCUCGGUGGGUACGUUCAUUCGACAGCAGCCUUUGACCUCGUCAGGCAGCAGCAGCGUCGACAGCACCCGGGGAAAUAAAACUUCAACAGCACCACCGCGAUUGGAUUAUCGUAGCAUGGUUUCCGUCGACGAUAUGCCUGAACUAUUUGUUAGCUUUGACAAAUUGAUCCCAAGACCAGCACGAAGCUGCGAGGAUCCACCACUGUACCUGAGAUUACGAACUGGCAGACCGAAGGACAAGAAAAUUCCUCGAUCCACCCCUAUAAUGAGCUACGGAAAGAAAAAACUUAGACCCGAGUACUGGUUUAGUGUCCCACGCAACAGAGUGGAUGACUUGUACAGAUUUAUCCACGUAUGGGUGCCGAGUUUGUAUGGAGAAUUGGACGAAAACUAUUGGAUCGAACGUGGGUACAUUCUGUUUGAAACGGACACCGAUCUGUCGCCAGAAGUGUCGCCGCAGGAAGGCGAACCCGGUGAAUCAGCGGAAGAAAAUAAAACGACACGUGACGGUGAUGAGAUAACUGAGUUGACUCGUGAGUCAUGGGAGGUUUUGUCUAUGAGCGAUGAAUUACGAAGAGCUUUGUACGCCAACAGUGCCAUAUCUCUUGACGUAGAUGUUAUUGUCCCUGAUCUGGUUGGCACCACGGAAAUAUUGAGCGAUGAUCACAGAGAACAUUUGUGUCGUCAUUUGCCAGCACGUGCUGAGGGAUAUCUUUGGACACUGGUAUUCAGUACGAGUCAACAUGGAUUCAGUUUGAAUAGCAUGUACAGAAAAAUGGCUAAAGUUGAAAGCCCUAUUCUUCUAGUCAUUGAAGAUACUGAGGGAAAUGUAUUUGGAGCCCUCACGUCAUGUUCACUUCAUGUCAGUGAUCAUUUUUACGGAACUGGAGAAUCUUUACUAUUCAGGUUUACUCCAAGGUUCCAGGCAUUUAAUUGGACUGGUGAUAAUCUUUAUUUCAUUAAAGGAAAUAAUGAAAGUUUAGCUAUUGGUGCUGGAGACGGUAAAUUUGGUCUGUGGUUAGACGGAGAUUUAUAUCAAGGCAGAACACAAUCAUGCAGUACAUACGGUAAUGAACCACUUGCCCCACACGAAGACUUUGUCGUGAAAACACUAGAAUGCUGGGCAUUCAUAUAGGAUUCAAUAACCGGCUCCGUGUCAACAUUCUUGCCGCAGCCGAACUUAACUUGAGCUCGUGAUUUCUGGUGGACAUUAAGAAAAAAAAAAAAAAAAUGAAAUUUAAAACAAUCCCAGUGUCAGGAGAGAUCAGACUAAUUUUUUCGUAUCACUGAUUAUUAAUAGUCUCCAUAACAUAUAAUUUGAUGUUAAAUAAAAUAAAUGGAGACUUAUAAUUACUGAUGAUCAUACACUAAAAUAAUAAUCGUUGCGUUAACGCUUUGACGUAAUAACGGCUAGUGUCAAGGCAGCUAGAGAUUUGUUAACCCACGAAAGAUAAUAAUAUAAAGAGAUAUAUAGUUUUCAAGAUUUAACAGUUUUAAUAAUAAUCAUUAUAAUAAUAAUAAUAAUAAUAAUAAUAAUAUUAAUAUUAAUAAUAACGAGAGUAUUUACGGUGAAGGAUUACGGAGAGAGAAAAUACAAUGACAGUUGAAUUUAUAAAUUAUCGACAAGCCGGCCGUUUUUAUUCAACUUUUAUUUUAUUAUUAUUAUUAUUUUUAAUUUCAUAUUAUUUAUUUACAUAUAUUUUUAAACGUAAGUUAAAUUUAUAAUUAAUCAUUUUUUUUGUUUUAAAAAAAUUUUAAAAACCGGUUUUAAUUUUUGUGAAUUGUAAAAUAGGCCAAUGAGAUUAUUGCGAUGAGUGUUAAUGUAAAUGAUAUAAUGAUAAUAAUUAAAAAAUAUAUAUAUUUAUAUACAUAUAAAUUAUAACGUGUAAGCGGUCCGAAUUCGGACGCAAUUAGCUGGAGAUCUAGGUGGCAUUUAACGAUGCUUGUACCUCAAUAAUUGAAUUAAGAUGCCACUGAUACGCUAAAUUAUACGUUUGUUGUGUAGAUACUGUAGAUAGUUAAUGUAAAUAUACAUAUACAUAUAUAUAUAAAUAUAAUUAAAAUUAAAAAUGAUACAGUGAUGCUGAAAAAAAUUUUCAGAUUAAUUAAUUGAGUGACGUAUGAUACGUUACGAAUAUUAAUAUUGAUAUAAAUAUAAAUAUAAACACUAUGUAAACAAUAUGAAUAUUAAUAUACUUAUUAAGCGUAGUCUUGAUGAACUUUAAAGUUCGUCUGGACAUUAGGAUCUGAACUAGCCGUAGAUAUUUCCUGUAUGAAUCGUACUGAUUAAUCAAAGAGAAUAAUUGUCAACAAAUACUUGUCAUCAUUCAAAUUAAUUGUUUUAAAAAAUUAUAAAUUAAUUCAUUGAUUAAUUAAUUGAGUAUAUUAUUUACUGAUAAAAAAAUUAAUAACAAUCAUCAAAAGCUAAAUGUAUUUCGACGGCGCAUUGAAUACAUCAAUCACACAACGAAAUUAUAAA